AUGCAGUCGCUGGCUGACAGGCUCGGAGCGAGCGAGCGAGUCCCCAUUGGCGACCAUGGCAGAGUCUCCAUUGCAGCCGCUGGCUGGAGUUCAUCGCUCGUUGCGGUGCGGCGGCGCUGGAUACUAUCGAGUCGGAUCGCAGUCAACUCGCUUUUCAAUCAACUCGCGCGAUCCAUCGCGACAAAGAAUCCGGGCUUGAAGAUCGAGCAGUUCAAGCGUGUCACCUUGGCGUCCCGCGCUUCUCGUUUGAUGGGUACAACACGCCGCGCUGCUAGCAAAAAAGAUAUCGCAGAGAUGGCUUCGCUCGCGCCGCGGACGCGCAGCUGGGCCCCCAUCGCGAGCAAGCCGCCGCCGGGCGCCAUCCACUGGCCGGGGCCGGUCCCGGCGCGCCCGGAGCCCCUGCUUGGUCCGCAUGGGCCGCGUUACUUCUCCAUGCGGUGGCGUGCGGUGGCGCAUUGUGCGGGCGCCGAGCGCGGUUUUCGGCCAAUCGCGGCGCGCGCUCGGCGGGUGAUUAUGGCUUCAGGGCCCCCGCAAUCGGUGGAUUCGAUGACGGCUAUGAAGGGACCUGCGCAAGCCGAUACGGGCGCCGCCGGGUCAGAUUAG
This is a messenger RNA of Phytophthora sojae, 603 nucleotides long. RefSeq lists its product as hypothetical. NCBI's taxonomy places the organism in Eukaryota, Oomycota, Peronosporomycetes, Peronosporales, Peronosporaceae. The coding region runs from base 1 to 603 and encodes 200 amino acids. The transcript has a single exon. The record is from RefSeq and is a predicted model, not a curated record.